Messenger RNA from Dunckerocampus dactyliophorus (ringed pipefish), 1907 nucleotides. RefSeq names its product early growth response protein 1-like. Gene Ontology annotation, molecular function: DNA-binding transcription factor activity, RNA polymerase II-specific; RNA polymerase II cis-regulatory region sequence-specific DNA binding. The record is from RefSeq and is a predicted model, not a curated record. Lineage: Eukaryota; Metazoa; Chordata; Actinopteri; Syngnathiformes; Syngnathidae. Gene Ontology annotation, biological process: regulation of transcription by RNA polymerase II. Bases 298 to 1644 code for a protein of 448 amino acids. The transcript is spliced from 2 exons.
CUCAUUCACGGAACCUGUUGGUGCUCCUCUUCUAAUGUUCCAGCGUCCACUACAAGUGAAAACACCAACCGGAAACAAGCACUGUCACUGUCAUUCACCAAACAUAAUCACGUUAUCCGUCCACCGGGACUCUCCUUGGGAUCCCGGACCAGACUCAUUCCAGCGUUGGCUUCUUUCGAGGGUCCAAUCCUCCCGAAGCAGCAAGUCCAGUCCUCCCUUACCUUACGAGGAUCGGUCCUCGGGCAGCAGCAGAUUGCCGUUGCCCCGGAGCUCCAGGAGCCGCUAAGCCACAGGCAGAUGGCAGCGACUAAAGCGGAGCUCUUGCUCUCGACCCUGCAGAUUUCUGAGCCUCUGGCCGGCUUCCCGCCCGUUCUCUCGCCGCAGGACGGAUAUCCGAAGCUGGAGGAGCUGCAGUUGCUGCUGCAGAACGCUGCAGAGGGAUCCGGUGAACCCGGGGACUAUGGAGACUUGCUGUCAGAACUGGCAGACUUGCAGAGUCUCACCCCUCUCACCCCUCGCAUCCCCCCUUUGGCCUACAGUGGACGCUUCACCUUUGAACCCUCUACAUCUGGCGGCGGUGGCGGAAGCCUGUGGCCGGAGCCUCUCCUCAGCCUCUUCAGUGGUUUGGUCAGCGUCGCAGCUCCUCCUCCUGCAGCCUGUGUGGGAGUUCCCUCCUCUUCAUCACCGGUGAUGUUGUCGGUGACCUCAUCAGGGCUGACCCAGCCGAGCUUGAGCUCCACAGAUGUCAGCUUGGUGUUCUCAGGAACAUCGACCAGCAAUUCUGGCUCCCAGCCUGCCCCCUUCCUGUCACAGGGGCCUCCUCCGGCCUACCCCGGCUCCACCUCCAGGCUGGGCCUCCAGCCUCCAUCAAUGGCAGUGCCGAUGCUCCCGGACUACAUCCUGCCUCAGUCACAGAACAAUGAGCUUCACCUGAAUCAGGACCAGAAACCUAUGGUGUCACAAGGUGGGAAUCUCCCACAGCCACCACUUACACCGCUCUCCACCAUCAAGGCCUUCUCCUCUCAGAUCCAGAACCAACAACUAACACCUGCCUGCCAGCUCACUAAGCCAUGCCGGGGCAGGAAAUUCAAUCAUCAGUGCAAGACGUCACCACAGGACCGUCCUUAUAUGUGUCCCGCAGAUGGCUGCGACCGUCGUUUCUCCCGCUCAGACGAGCUAACUCGCCACGUGCGGGUCCACACGGGUCAGAAACCCUUCCAGUGUCGUAUCUGCAUGCGCAGCUUCAGCCGCAGUGACCACCUGACCACUCACAUCCGCACUCACACUGGAGAAAAACCCUUCGCCUGUGCUGAGUGUGGCCGCAAGUUUGCUCGCAGCGACGAGCGCAAGCGGCACACCAAGAUCCAUCAGAGGCAUCGGGAGCGGAAAGCUGACAGGAAUCUCGCUCCUCCUGCUCCCUCCCAGACUCCUCCCACUCCCUCCCCUGCGUGCUCCUCCUCCUACUCAUCACCUGCUCAUAGCUCCGCCUCCCCCACACCAUCCACCAUCUUUCCUCAGUCAACACUGAGUCUGCAGCCCUCUUUCCCAAGCUACCCCAACCUGUACUCCUCCUCCUCCAGCUGCUCCUCUCCUCCUCAGUCAGAGCGGCCGCCUAGCAUUGCCUCUCUUCACAACAUCUGUUGAAAGGAAGCCUUGACCUCUCACUGGGAAACAUCACGAACAGUGCAACUAAAAACUCUUAAACUUCAUGAACAAUCAUCAAAUUGUCAAUUGUAAAUUCAUGUAAAUAUAUAUAUGUGUGUAUAUAAAUAAUUUUUUUUACAAAUGUUUACACAAUAUUUACCUACUGUGUAGGUUUGUAUGUUCACAUGCAGGUAUGUGGCUUGAUUUUUAUGUGAAAUGAUUCCUCUUAACAGGCAAGGAAUAAAAUGUUGCACUUAAAUGCA